Nomascus leucogenys (northern white-cheeked gibbon) is the source of this 2132-nucleotide messenger RNA. RefSeq names its product tripartite motif-containing protein 43. Gene Ontology annotation, molecular function: zinc ion binding; protein binding. NCBI's taxonomy places the organism in Eukaryota, Metazoa, Chordata, Mammalia, Primates, Hylobatidae. The transcript has 7 exons. Bases 792 to 2132 code for a protein of 446 amino acids. The record is from RefSeq and is a predicted model, not a curated record.
GAGGUGGAAAAAGAGCCUGAUUCAUUUGCUGUGCUGGAACUCUCAGGAGCAUGGGGCUCACAGACACUGUGAGGGGCAGCUAAGGAGCACUGGGUAAGUGAUGGCUCUGAGAGCACUUUGAAAGCUGGAGGAUGGCACAGGUAAAGAGAUUAGGGGAAGAUGAAGAGCAUGAUGAUUAAUCUGUUCUGUACUGGAUGUCAUGUGGUGCCUAGGUAUCAAUGAUAAAAUAAUAAAUAUAAUCUGAGUAUACUUUCCUUCCUGGAGCUUACAUUUCACUGAGGGAGUGAUAAAGUUAAUAAUCAUUGUAAUAAUUUGACUACUUAAUGUAAUGUUCAAGACACCGUAAAGAGCUCAAUAUCAGAAGAGUUUCUGGCUAUCCAAACUACAAGUUAAAAAGUCUUUUCUAUAAGAAACCUAUUUACCAACACUGGAAAUAAUAGAAUAAAACACGCUAGAAUUAGCAAGGCAUGGUGCAGUAGAUUCCAAUUCUGCUGCAAGAUGCCACAUUAUCUGUAAAUUAGGCCUGCCUAUGAUUUUCCUAUUAAACUUGUUUCAUUACAUGUUGUGGUUCUACAGUCUGAGAUCUUCCCAAAUCUCUCUCAUAUCUCAUCCCUUGAUUUCUUUAUCAUUGGGAGUCUGAAACCUAAAACGAUUUGCUUCUCUGAUGUUCACAUUCAUAGUUCUUUUACAGGAGAAGAUUAUGAAGCAAACGAGAUGUUUGUGGGCAACAAUUCAAGAAAACCAAAGAAAUUUAAACGAGGAAAGCAGGAAAACCAACCAGUGGAUUGAAAAUGGACUCAGACUUCUCACAUGCCUUCCAGAACGAACUCGCCUGUGUCAUCUGUUUGAACUACCUGGUAGACCCUGUCACCAUCUGCUGUGGGCACAGCUUCUGUAGGCCCUGUCUCUGCCUUUCCUGGGAGGAAGCCCAAAGUCCUGCCAACUGCCCUGCAUGCAGGGAACCAUCACAGAAAAAGGACUUCAAAACCAAUAUUCUUCUGAAGAAUUUAGUGACCAUUGCCAGAAAAGCCAGUCUCUGGCAAUUCCUGAGCUCUGAGAAACAAAUAUGUGGGACCCAUAGGCAAAGAAAGAAGAUGUUCUGUGACAUGGACAAGAGUCUCCUCUGCCUGCUGUGCUCCAACUCUCAGGAGCACGGGGCUCACAAACACUAUCUCAUUGAAGAGGCAGCUGAGGAACGCCGGGAGAAACUCUUAAAGCAAAUGAGGAUUUUAUGGAAAAAGAUUCAAGAAAAUCGGAGAAAUCUACAUGAGGAGAGAAGAACAGCCUUCUUCUGGAGGGGCGACGUGGAUUUACGGGCACAGAUGAUCAGGAAUGAGUAUAGGAAGCUGCAUCCAGUUCUCCACAAGGAAGAAAAACAACAUUUAGAGAGACUGAACAAGGAAUACCAAGAUAUUUUUCAGCAACUCCAGAGAAGUUGGGUCAAAAUGGAUCAAAAGAGUAAACACUUGAAAGAAAUGUAUCAGGAACUACUGGAAAUGUGUCAUAAACCAGAUGUGGAACUGCUCCAGGAUUUGGGAGACAUCGUGGCAAGGAGUGAGUCUGCGCUGCUGCACAUGCCCCAGCCUGUGAAUCCAGAGCUCACUGCAGGGCCCAUCACUGGACUGGUGUACAGGUUCAACCGCUUCCGAGUGGAAACUUCCUUCCAUUGUGAAGUAACCAGUCACAAUAUCAGGCUCUUUGAGGACGUGAGAAGUUGGAUGUUCAGAGGUGGAUCUUUGAAUUCUGACAGAUCUGACUAUUUUGCUGCAUGGGGAUCCAGGGUCUUCUCCUUUGGGAAACACUACUGGGAGCUGGAUGUGGACAACUCUUGUGACUGGGCUCUGGGAGUCUGUAACGACUCCUGGAUAACGAGGAAUAGCACAAUGGUUGAAUCUGAGGACAUACUUCUUCUUUUGUGUAUGAAGGUGGAUAAUCAUUUCCGUCUCUUGACCAACUCCCCAGUGUUUCCUCUCUAUGUAGAGAAACCUCUGGGCCGGGUUGGUGUGUUUCUUGAUUUUGAAAGUGGAAGUGUGAGUUUUUUGGAUGUCGCCAAGAGUUCCCUCAUAUGGAGUUAUCCGGCUGGCUCCUUAAAUUUUCCUGUCAGGCCUUUCUUUUACACUGUCCACAGAUGA